AUGGCUGCAAUCAAGAUAUUCAAGCACACAUUCAACUUUUUCAACGAGCAAGGAUUUCCGCCCAAAGAGGUACAGCUGCAAGUAUCGUUUGGCAAGGGACAUGACGAAUUCUGGACAAACGUAUUUCCUAGCACACUGGUGCAGCGAUAUGCGUCUGACAUCAAACGAUUUGGACUGUUUCUGCGAGUCAUCAAGUGGACUCUCCCAAUACUAGGACUUGUCCCUAUAUCAAUCAUGCUGCGACUGUUCUUCUUCAGCAGAGGCUUUGGCGACAAAAUGGUUUACCCUCUCAUUGCCCUAUUCCUAGGAACCGGGAAUCAAACCGCGAAUGUACCGUGUGGCAUUGUUGAGCGUCUUUUUGAUGACCCAAACAUGAAGCUCUGGGACUACGAUAGCGCCACGUUGCUCCCUAAUUUGCCGACCAUGUACACAUUUGAUAACCUGGGGAGAUGCUACCAAAGCUGGGGCGACUCUCUCAAAACACGAGGUGUGAACUUUCGCUUGCACACCGAAGUGUGCUCAGUAUUGUCCAGAUCCAAAACCGGGGUAAAGCUCCGUAUUAAGGACUGCGUAAAUGGUACUGUUACAAACGAAGAUUUUGAUGAGCUAGUUCUCUGCACGUUGGCGGACGAAAGCCUUAAGAUAUUGGGCGAAAUGUCGUCCUGGCGCGAAAGGCUCGUUUUGGGAGGAGCGGCGUUUUAUGAUGAUGUGACUGUCACACACAGCGACAAAGAUUACUUCAAAAAGCACUACGAGACGGAGUUUCGCGACGAGCUAUGUGCUAAACCGAAGAGCGAAACCCAAAGGCAACAAGUUGUGCUUGCGAAUGGAGCAGAAGGAGAAUCGGAAGGAUUUCGACCCAUGUAUUUUACAUACUCCUACAAGCGAAAUCCUCGUCUUAUCGAAAUGUCAUUCAACUGCAGCAAUUAUCAGCAUCAGCUCGUGGAGGGUCGACGUGGACAGGGUGGUUCAGAGCCUGUGUAUCAGACGAUCUUUCUCGACGAGAAUCACCAGAGUCUGUGGACGAUCCACGAAAUUGACGAGUCCAGAAUCAUUAAACGGAAUAGUUGGCAUCAGCUUGGCCACAGGUGGCAACAUUACUUGCGCGUUGUUCCAGGAAUGAUGUUCCUCAAUGGCAAAAACAAGACCCUUUUUGCUGGGUCAUGGACCCUUGUUAAUAUGCAUGAGCUAGCAUGCGUAAGUGGAAUUGCGGCGGCAUAUCGUCUUGGUGCCGACUAUCCCAGGUUUGAUAACUUUGCGACUAGUUUCUUCGCCAAGUAUCUCUUCAUGUCGCAUGGGCUACUAUUUUCAAGGGAGGAAAGCAAACGGAAGCGGCGUGAUAAAUAG
This is a messenger RNA of Pochonia chlamydosporia 170, 1347 nucleotides long. Its product is annotated as flavin-containing amine oxidasedehydrogenase. NCBI's taxonomy places the organism in Eukaryota, Fungi, Ascomycota, Sordariomycetes, Hypocreales, Clavicipitaceae. The record is from RefSeq and is a predicted model, not a curated record. Bases 1 to 1347 code for a protein of 448 amino acids. The transcript has 2 exons. Gene Ontology annotation, molecular function: oxidoreductase activity.